Molecule: messenger RNA, 636 nt
Organism: Rhopalosiphum maidis (corn leaf aphid)
Lineage: Eukaryota; Metazoa; Arthropoda; Insecta; Hemiptera; Aphididae
Exons: 2
Coding region: 1-588 (195 amino acids)
Source: RefSeq, a predicted model, not a curated record
AUGGCCGAAUCAAACACUCCAGAAGAGAAAUUAAAAAAUCAAACACCAACUUUACAAUAUACAUUAUUUGCUGAUGAUUAUUACAAUGAAGAGUUACUAUAUCCAAAUGAAAAGUUAGGAAUACUGAAGAAAAAAUUAGAAAUCGUAAGAUCAAGAGUGGAUGUGAGUGAUAAAUUAAAAAAAAACCUCUCCCCCUUAAGGCGACCUAUGAAUAAUGCACCUUUGCAUGAAGUAUACAAAAAUGUUAUUAAUAAGGACUCGUUUUCCAUUUUAGCCUCGAUUUUAGAUAAAGAAAAUAACAUUAAUAGUAUAUCAUCGAAUGAAAAUCAGAAUAUCAAGUCGACAGAAAACGAUAUAAAAUCUGUUAGAAAUGAUAACGCAGAUAUACAAAAAUUCAAUAAACCGUCAAAUAUUGAGAAAACUAAUCAAAUUGACUCCCAAGAAAUUAAUAAAAAUGCUAAAAAGUCUUCGAAUGUUAAACAAGAUGUUAUAAAAAAAAUAAAAAUUACUUCAACUAAAAAUACACAAUCAUUGAAGAAGAAAACUAAUCAACGUAAUAAAAUUGUGUCUAUAGAUAAAACCAAAUAACAAAAAUAUAUGUAGAUAGUUUUAACCUAAAAAUUAUAAAACUGAUUC